This is a messenger RNA of Triticum urartu, 699 nucleotides long. NCBI's taxonomy places the organism in Eukaryota, Viridiplantae, Streptophyta, Magnoliopsida, Poales, Poaceae. The record is from RefSeq and is a predicted model, not a curated record.
AUGGCUAUAACGUUGCGAUCUUUUGACGGUAUAUAUCUAAAGAUGAAUCUUUCGAUGAUUCGAUUAUUCGCUUUGAAGGAUUGUGGACUUUGCGACGCUGUCUGUGACAAGUUGAAGCAUAAGUUAUAUGUUAGGGGAAGUGACAUUCUUUCUCAGGAUCAUCUUGUUGAAAAAAUCAUCUUUGUAGUGCGGGGUAAACUAGAAAGCAUCAGUGCAGAUGGAAGCAAGUCUCCAUUACAUGAAGGAGCUGUGUGUGGGGAAGAGCUGCUUAUGUGGUGGUUGGAAUCGUCCAAAUUUCUAUCAGAUGGGGAGAGGAUGAAGCUGCACUGGAAGGCAAUACGUACGAUCAGAUGCCUAACAAAUGUUGAAGCUUUUGUGCUACAGUUCACCGAUUUGGAAAGAAUCACUCUGGAGUUUUCAACAGUAUUGCAAAAUCCACGUGUUAUUGCGGCAAUCAGGUAUGACUCACCGUCCUGGAGGACCGCUGCAGCAAUCCAUAUCCAUGUCGUGUGGAGGCACCGUCAGAGGCAACUGAAGGGAGCUGCACUGUUGCAAGGUUUUGCUGCUAUGCUGGGAAGUUUCACAAGGAAAAGAGAAUCAAAUGUAUAUGCAAUCGAAGAUCCACAUGUAAAUUUCCAGAGGCCCUAUCAGCACAAUCUCGUGGUGCCAGGAAUGCUGCUGCUUAAUACAAUGUCGUGA